AUGUUUAGACAAGUGCUAUCUACAUCCACCAGAGCUCUGCGCUCCAGCACAAGAGCAUAUGCACCAAGCGCAGCCGUCCGGACACAGUUCGCGCCCGCCCCGAUAAACUUUGCUAGGUCACAGCUCCAGAGCUCGAGAUGGUACAGCGACUCGACAGAGGCCAAGAAGGAGGGGGAGGAGGCCAAGCCCGCGACAGAAGCUGAGGCUCCUGCAUCUCCCGAGGAGGAGCUCAAGAAAAAGCUGGAAGCAAAGGAGAAGGAAGUCAUUGACUGGAAGGACAAGUACCUUCGCUCAGUUGCAGACUUCCGAAACCUCCAGGAAAGAGCUACACGAGACCAAAAGUCCGCACGCAACUUUGCCAUUCAGCAAUUCGCAAAGGACCUUGUCGACAGCGUGGACAACCUUGACCGUGCCUUGACCAUGGGCCAAGAGAAGAUGAAGGCCCUGGAGGGAAGCGACAAGAAGAACGAUGACCUUGCCAGCUUCUACGAGGGCGUCAAGAUGACCGAGGGUCUCAUGCUCCAGACCCUCACAAAGCACGGCUUGGAGAGAUUCGACCCUGCAAACGAGAAGUUCAACCCCAACGAGCACGAAGCAACUUUCAUGACGCCCCAGCCCGAUAAGGAGGACGGCACUGUCUUCUUCGUCCAGCAGAAGGGUUUCAAGCUCAACGGCCGUGUCCUCAGAGCAGCCAAGGUUGGCGUCGUCAAGAACGCCUAG
Molecule: messenger RNA, 720 nt
Organism: Pestalotiopsis fici W106-1
Lineage: Eukaryota; Fungi; Ascomycota; Sordariomycetes; Amphisphaeriales; Sporocadaceae
Exons: 2
Coding region: 1-720 (239 amino acids)
Biological process (GO): protein folding; protein import into mitochondrial matrix
Cellular component (GO): PAM complex, Tim23 associated import motor
Molecular function (GO): protein homodimerization activity; adenyl-nucleotide exchange factor activity; protein-folding chaperone binding
Source: RefSeq, a predicted model, not a curated record